CAGCAGCAGCAGCAGCAGCGGCAGCGGCAGCAGCAGCGGCAGCGGCAGCAGGAGCCCUCCUGGCCCGCGCUCCUGGCCAGCAUGGGGGAGUCCUCGCCCGCCGCCCAGGCUCACAGACUCCUCUCCGCCUCCUCGUCCCCCACCCUGCCCCCCUCCCCGGGAGGCGGCGGCGGCGGCGGCGGCGGCAAGGGCAACCGAGGCAAGAACAACCGGAGCAGGGCUCUUUUUCUAGGAAACUCUGCCAAGCCGGUGUGGCGCCUGGAGACUUGUUACCCUCAGGGCGCCUCCUCCGGCCAGUGCUUCACCGUGGAGAGCGCGGACUCGGUGUGCGCCAGGAACUGGAGUCGGGGGGCGGCCGCGGGGGAGGAGCAGCCGUCCAGGGGCUCUCGGCCAACUCCCUUGUGGAACUUGUCGGAUUUUUACCUUUCGUUUUGUAAUUCCUACACACUUUGGGAGUUGUUUUCGGGGCUGUCCAGUCCCAGCACUUUGAACUGCAGUUUGGACGUGGUGCUCACAGAGGGCGGUGAGAUGACCACGUGUAGACAGUGCAUCGAAGCUUACCAGGACUACGACCACCACGCUCAGGAGAAGUACGAAGAGUUUGAAAGUGUGCUGCAUAAGUACUUACAGUCGGAUGAGUACUCGGUGAAAUCGUGUCCUGAGGACUGCAAGGUUUACAGUUCAGUCAACUAACAAAUAUCAGUUGUACCUU
Onychomys torridus (southern grasshopper mouse) is the source of this 712-nucleotide messenger RNA. Its product is annotated as transmembrane protein FAM155A. The coding region runs from base 82 to 693 and encodes 203 amino acids. The record is from RefSeq and is a predicted model, not a curated record. Gene Ontology annotation, biological process: calcium ion import across plasma membrane. The transcript is spliced from 2 exons. Gene Ontology annotation, cellular component: plasma membrane. Gene Ontology annotation, molecular function: stretch-activated, monoatomic cation-selective, calcium channel activity. NCBI's taxonomy places the organism in Eukaryota, Metazoa, Chordata, Mammalia, Rodentia, Cricetidae.